Messenger RNA from Haliotis rufescens (red abalone), 2800 nucleotides. RefSeq names its product nucleolar protein 14-like. NCBI's taxonomy places the organism in Eukaryota, Metazoa, Mollusca, Gastropoda, Lepetellida, Haliotidae. The record is from RefSeq and is a predicted model, not a curated record. Gene Ontology annotation, cellular component: small-subunit processome; Noc4p-Nop14p complex; nucleolus. The coding region runs from base 151 to 2748 and encodes 865 amino acids. Gene Ontology annotation, biological process: maturation of SSU-rRNA. The transcript has 22 exons.
UUUUGUGUGAAAUCUCGUUCUAAACGAGAAUAAUGGCUGCGCCCAUGAACAUGUGCGAGUUUGGAUUAUAUCGUCAAUGAUGCCAUACUGCUAGUUGCUUAUCCAAGACGUCUUCAUAACACAUUUGACUCUUCACUUUAGUUUUUCAAAAUGGCCAAGAAAAAAAGAUUUAUAGCUGAUAAAGUGAGAAGUAAGAAGACAGAUGGACAAAAGAAAACUAACCCAUUUGAAGUGAAAGUAAAUCGCCAAAAGCACCAAGUACUGGGACGAAAGGUUGCUAAACAUGACCGAGGCUUACCAGGCGUAUCCCGGUCGAAGGCUAACAAAAGGCGCAAGGAGACACUGCUACAGGAAUAUGAACAACGAUUCAAGGCUAACAAGUUGGUGGAUCGGCGGUUUGGGGAGAAUGACACCAGCCUCAGUGUGGAGGACAAGAUGUUGAAGAGAUAUGCCAUAGAGAGAGAGAAACACACAGGUGGAAAUAAGUUUAACUUGAAUGACGAUGAAGAAUUGACCCACUACGGUCAGUCACUGUCCGAGAUUGAAAAGUUUGAUGACCCAGAAAUCAGUGAUGAAGAUGAGGAUUCUGGGAAGAUUGGAGGAGAUGUGGUCGCCCGAGAACACUUUGGAGGCUUCAUGACGCGGAAAGAUCCAUCCGAAGCGGAAGAUGACCAACGGUCGUGGAAAGAGAAAAUGGAGACCGUGAUAGCCAAGUCGAAGAAGGAGAAGUUUGACCGACAGUUUGAGCGGGAGAAGACAGCUGAACUGACAGAGGAGUUGGAUGAGCAGUGGAAGGAUGUUGCUCAACUGCUACGAGGAAUGACUGGCAAGAGAGAGAACAAGCCUGCAAAUGAUGAUUAUGACAUUGCAGUGAGGGAGCUGAAGUUCGAGAUCAAAGGAAAAGCAACAGAUAGGCUAAAAACAGUUGAGGAACUGGCAAAAGAGGAAAAGGAGAGAUUAGAAAAUUUGGAGGCUGAUCGUGUGAGGAGGAUGAAAGGUGUCCUCCCACACAGCGUCCCAUCACAGCCACAACACUACUCUGCCGACAGUCUGGAUGAUGGGUUUGUGCUGGACGCAGAUGAUAGGAAUCGGGGGAAAGUGCGCUUCCUCGAGGAAGAAGAGGAAGAUUCUGAGGACGAAGAAGAGGAACGUGAGGAGGAGGAAAAGGAAGGUAGUGACGAAGAAGAGAAUGGUGGCGAAGACAGCGAUCGUGGUGAUAAUGACGAUGAUGAUGUUGAUGAGGCUGACAAGGACAACAGUGAUGAACAUUCAGAAGGAGACAGCGAGGACAGUUAUGCUGAUAUUCAUUCAGAUUCAGAAGGAGAGAAAGACAAUGAGCAAAGUGUGUCAAAGACAAAGUCUAUUUUAAAAAAGAAACCGGAGACAAAAGCCGAGAAACAGAAGAAAAAAGAAGUGAGACAGGCAGCAGCCAAUGAGUUGCCUUACACCUUCGAAGCCCCUGACAACUAUGAUGCUCUGCUGGACAUGCUCCACGGCCGGUCAGAUACUGACCAACUGACCAUCAUAGACAGGAUCAGGAAGUGCCACCAUGCCAGUCUCGCAGAUGGGAACAAGGUCAAGAUGGAGAACUUGCUGCAGCUGUUGAUCCACUACUUCGGUAGUCUGGCGCUGCAGGAGGUGCCAUCCCUGUCACUGCUGGACAAGCUGACCGGACAGAUAUACGACCUGACCCAAUCGGCACCGAACGUUGCCGCGGAAACCUUGCAGGAAAUUAUCAAGAACCAGCAGGCAGACUUCACUCAGAUGAGAGAGAUCAGGAGGCCAGUUGUUCUGGGUUUGGACACCCUGCUGUACCUGAAGCUGGUGUCAGUGCUGUUCCCCACCUCCGACUUCAACCAUCCUGUGACGGUCCCCGCCCUCAUCUUCAUGGGCCAGCUGCUUGGACAGACUCCAGUCAACACCGAGAGAGACGUGGCCUGUGGCUUAUUCCUCUGUGAUCUGUGCUUGGAGUAUGUGUCGGAGUCCAAGCGGUUUAUCCCGGAAGUGAUCAGCUUCCUGCACGGAGUCCUCUUCCUGUCAGCCAACAAACAACCCAACAAAAUUGAGAGAGUCUCAGGUCCUUUCAAACCAGUAGGAAAGUCCAUCAACCUGCUUCAUAUAAGUGAUAAGAAGUCAAGAUCAUGUAGCUUUGAGGGGAUGAAGUUGAGUCAAGUGUUCGGAGUGGCUGUGGAGAGAGGAGAUCUUUCAAGCUCACAAUUCAAACUGUGUCUGAUUCACUGCUGUGUGAGUCUCCUGCAGGAGUUCUCCCGACUGUACAGCGACCUGCCGGCACACACAGACAUAUUCUCCCCUGUACUGUACAUGUGUGACAGACUGCCAACCUCCCACUACCCAACACACCUCAAGGAUUCUGUGAGUGGUCUGCAGGAGUACCUGAAGGGAGAGAGUCAGAAGGCCAGGAAGAGCCUUGUCUUCAACAGGGUGAAACCCAAGCCUCUGAAGAUGUUUGAACCCCUGAUAGAAGAAACGUGGGACGGCCAGAAGAAGAAGAGUGGCGGUGGCAGCAAGGCGUACAAUGAGAAGCAGCGGCUGCUGCACAAGGUGAAGAAGGAGAUGAAGGGGGCGAUGAGGGAGAUAAGGAAGGACUCGCAGUUCCUGGCCCGGCAUCAGCAGCAGGAGACGAUGGAGAGAGACUCGGACAGGAAGAGAAAGGUCAAGGUCCUCUACGGCCAUCUUGCCAACCAGGAGGGCGAUUACAACAAGCUCAAGAAGAAGAAGAAAAAAUAACCUGCACUUUUCAAAACACUGUACAUAGUGUAAAUAAAAUGUUCAUCAUCAA